Messenger RNA from Sodiomyces alkalinus F11, 1011 nucleotides. RefSeq lists its product as hypothetical. Gene Ontology annotation, molecular function: zinc ion binding; sequence-specific DNA binding. Gene Ontology annotation, biological process: regulation of DNA-templated transcription. Lineage: Eukaryota; Fungi; Ascomycota; Sordariomycetes; Glomerellales; Plectosphaerellaceae. The coding region runs from base 222 to 848 and encodes 208 amino acids. The record is from RefSeq and is a predicted model, not a curated record. The transcript is spliced from 3 exons.
UUAUUCAAAUACCUUUUCUCCAAUCGUCUCUUCUAAUAGAUCUGCCCUAUCGCAAAAGUAUCUCGGACAUCUCCACAGAAAUCCCACCUCACAGUACAGUUGUAUCGCCGUCACCCUUCUUCCCUCUGGCAUUGCCCAACACCAAUACAGCAGACAAGCGGGCAUUUUUUUUAAUGGCGGUUUUCGAGACCUCGCUGGGUGUUUCAUGACCUUCGUCCCCCAUGACUGCUGCUUCGGCCAAUGAUUCACCAAAUGCCACACCCAAUGCAUCCAAACCCAUCUUAACACAAAUGGCUGCGGGGAUGAUGACUUUCGCCGACGAUCCCGAAUCACUACAACAGGAGAUAUCCUCGGCCGUUUCGGGACCUAGUCCUUCCUUAGCUCAUGGGAGGGCGAGUGAGAGUCUCCAAAGAAUCCAAUCCGGCGCCUCUGAGCUGCUGCGAUUUUCCAGGACCCUCCCUGAAAACUAUGGCCAAACCCACGACGCCACCAGUGCAGCCCUGCUCGAUGGUCCUUUGAGCAAGGGCGCCCUUCAGGCCAUGGCUAAGCUGUCGAACGACAUUGCUUCAGGCGUCGGUGAGAUUGCCGCCCUAAGCAGGAACUCUGCCGAGCCCAAUGAAAAACGCAAGACGCUUCACAACGACCAACAACGUGAGCCUAAAUCCCAUAAGGCAUCCUCAAGGCGUAGGCAGAGUUCAGUAAGAUUUGCUUGUCACGCCUGCCACAGGGUAGAGACCCCGCAGUGGCGCCCGGGUCCCGGUGGGCCCGGCACCCUCUGUAACGUCUGCGGUCUUGUCUACGCGAGACGGGAGCGUAAGAGACAAACCGGUUCCCAAUGCCCGUCUUAACAUAGACACACAAACACAAGGUAAAAGGGCAUAUGGAUGCGUACGAAAGGAAACGCCUCGACCGGCUUCUGAACCGAGAGUAGGAGACGCUGCCGCUGGAGUAGUGUGCGGAUGUGAUCACGAUAGUAGCGAGGUGUCUGAUAUAACGGAGCACUUGAACCAU